Procambarus clarkii (red swamp crayfish) is the source of this 1681-nucleotide messenger RNA. RefSeq names its product yippee interacting protein 2 (gene yip2). Gene Ontology annotation, molecular function: acyltransferase activity, transferring groups other than amino-acyl groups. Lineage: Eukaryota; Metazoa; Arthropoda; Malacostraca; Decapoda; Cambaridae. The record is from RefSeq and is a predicted model, not a curated record. Gene Ontology annotation, cellular component: mitochondrion.
GACAAGGUAACGACAAUAACAGGACGGAGGGAGAGGACUCGGACGCAGUCGCCGGUCAGCUGAGGACGGGAGGAGAAACAGCGUCAUUAUUUUUGUCUGAAAUCUUUCUUGCUAAUUUCUCUCAUCUGUCUCAGCGAGAUGGCUGCCGUAACUAGAGGUAUCUUCAUAGUGGGAGCCAAGCGUACACCAUUUGGCACCUUUGGUGGGAAGCUGAGUAAACAUACACCAACAGAUUUGCAAGAAAUAGCAGCUAAGGCAGCCUUAACUGCUGCUAAUGUUAAACCAGAACUCAUUGACUCUGUUGUUAUUGGUAAUGUCAUCGGGUCUGCACACUCGGAUACCAUAUAUAUCUCGCGUCAUGUUGGCCUACGGUGUGGGGUACCAAUUGCCACUCCUGCUCUUACUGUCAAUAGACUCUGCGGCUCUGGCUUUCAAUCUGUGAUUAAUGGAGCACAUGAUAUCCUGAUGGGAGACAGCAAGAUUGUGUUGACAGGGGGCACUGAUAGCAUGACCUUGGCUCCUUAUGCUGUCCGUAACAUUCGCUUUGGCACUCGACUGGGGACUGACCUUUCCAUGGAGGACACUCUUUGGACGUCUCUGACAGAUGCCCAUUGCAAGACUCCCAUGGGUGUGACGGCUGAAAACCUAGCUGAAAAAUACAACAUUACUCGCCAAGAUGCCGACGAAUUUGCUCUCAAGAGCCAGUUGAAUUGGAAGAAUGGUCAGGAUAAUGGGCACUUUGAUGCAGAAAUGGCACCAAUCUCUUUAAAGACGAAGAAGGGCCCUGAAAACAUGACAUUCGACGAGCACCCAAAGCCCCAGACAACCGCUGAGGGUCUGGCUAAACUGCCAUCUGUGUUCAAAAAGAACGGAACCGUGACUGCAGGCACUGCAUCAGGCAUAUGUGAUGGUGCUGGAGCUGUUAUACUGGCUUCAGAGGAGGCCUGUAAGGAGCACAGUCUGAAGCCCUUGGCACGUGUGGUGGGUUACGCUGUGGCAGGUGUCGAUCCCUCCAUCAUGGGCAUUGGCCCGGCACCAGCUAUAAGAAAGCUUCUCAAAGUGUCCGGGCUGGAGUUGAAGGAUAUUGGUAUGGUUGAGAUCAAUGAGGCAUUUGCACCCCAGACUAUUGCAUGCCAACGAGAGCUUGACUUGGACCCUGCCAUUCUCAAUAUGAAUGGUGGUGCUAUUGCUCUGGGUCACCCACUUGGAGCUUCGGGCUCACGCAUCACUGCUCAUGUGACUCAUGAGAUAAGGCGUCGUGGAGUCAAGUAUGGCAUUGGGUCGGCUUGCAUUGGUGGAGGCCAAGGCAUUGCUUUGCUGUUGGAGAGCCUGUAAACAUCUGAGUAAAUAUACAUGUAAACAUGUAUUUAUUUAGCAUAUAAACAUAUGCCAAAGUCCAGGAUCUGCUUCCAUUUUCUACAACCCAUCAUAAUCUGCAGCUUUUUGUGGAAAAGGACUCACAGGCCCAAACAGUUUGUGAUAAGUAGUAUGAAUAUUCAGAGUACCGGGUGUAUGGUAAAUCUGGUAAUUUAUUUAAUAAUGCACAAUCAAUGCAGUUUUUCUAAAAUUAGUCUGUGUAGACCUGGUGUAGUAGCCUAUCCAGGAUAGACAUUUAUAUAAAUUUGUAUAUUGUAAUAUUUGUAUGAUUUCAAAUAUAUUUACAGUAACACUUGACUCAAAA